This is a messenger RNA of Penicillium subrubescens, 1122 nucleotides long. RefSeq lists its product as uncharacterized. Gene Ontology annotation, molecular function: protein binding. The transcript has a single exon. Lineage: Eukaryota; Fungi; Ascomycota; Eurotiomycetes; Eurotiales; Aspergillaceae. The record is from RefSeq and is a predicted model, not a curated record. Bases 1 to 1122 code for a protein of 373 amino acids.
AUGGAAGACCUUGGCUUGAUCUUUUGGAAACAGUGGCGAUCGAAGGAGGCUGAAAUUAUACACGCCCAGGUUUUUGAGAACAGGAAAAAGAUUCUCGGUCUUAGGCAUCAUGAUACGCUGAUGAGUAUGUCGAACCUCACAGUGGUCAUUUUGGAUCAGGGGCGAUUCAAGGAAGCCGAAGAGCUAAGCAUCCAGGUUGUGGGGCUACAAAAGGAUGUUCUAGGUGCCGAGCAUCCUGAUACAUUAACGAGCAUAACCAAUCUUGCGUCGUCACUUUAUGAUCAGGGACGAUGGAAAGAGACGGAAGAGCUUGAAAUUCAGGUGCUGGAGCUGGAAAAGAGUAUCCUGGGUGUCGAGCAUCCCGAUACGUUAAUAAGCAUGGCUAAUCUUGCGGCGACAUUUUGGAAGCAGGGGAGAUGGAAAGAAACUGAGGAGCUUGAAGUGCAGGUACUUGAGACACAAAAGAAUGUUCUCGGUGUUGAGCACCCUAGUACGCUGGGGACGAUGGUGUCAACUUUUCGAAGCCGUGGGCGUUAUCAAGAGGCCGAGCAGCUUGGAAUUGUGGUUUUGAAUCUCAAGAAAAAGGUUUUGGGCGAAGGGCACCCCAAAACGCUCAUUAGCCUGGAGCACUUAGGCCUGACCUUUGGGAAUCAAGGGCGAUGGAAGGAGGCUGAAGCUCUUGAAGUGCCCUUGUUGGAAUCAUCUAAGGCCAUUCUAGGUGUUGAGCACCCUCUUACGCUCAAGCGAAUGCAGAACCUUGCGCGGACCUGGAAGAGUCAAGACCGCCUCAAAGAUGCCGUGGCCAUGCUUAAACAAUGUGGGAAGCUACGAACGAGUUGCCUUGGCGAAGACCAUCCCGAUACGGCCGAGACAUUAUCAGAACUGUCUUCAUGGAAGCAGGAAUUGAGUGAUCACUCUCUACUGAGAACCUGCUCACUGGAAGUCAACAAAUCUUCAAGCGAGGGUGAGCCGAGCCACAAUGACUGUUACUUUCCGACUCGAAAUGUCUCGCAUCUCUUUAAGCUGAGCAAUCCACUUGUCGGAUUCCACCCAAUCCUCUCUUCCUUGAAGGCCUCGAAUAUUGCUACAAAUCGUGGUCAGGAUGAUGACGAUUUUGACUGA